GGAGAAGUUAGAAUUAAUUUCCUUGCGAAUCUGUAAAAAAUCUAUAUAAAUCACGUAGGAAAAUGAUUAAAUUAUCAGAUCGGUAAGCGAUAACGGAUUCACAAGACCGUUUUCCCCUGUCUGCGUCAAAGGUGUAGAAUGGCUUCAACGCGGAUCCUUUGUUUCUUAGUGUUUGUGACUCUGGCAGCGGCUCGGACUUUGAACCUGGAGAGAGUUGCUAUCUCUUUGACAGAAGAUUCUAAAGAAACUGAUUCCGCCGUCCCGGAGAUUUUGAAUUCGCUUCUUAGUUCCCACGGAAGCACAUCCGAUGACCAUGAAUUCGACCUUCGGGACUGCAGCAAUGGAACAUGCAAGUUUUGCAGCACGGAAAUUAUCGAAGCAUGUUUUAUUGCAUCGGUUGAAACGUCGGGUAUAAAGAUGGAGAUCACCAUUAACGGAACGCCUUUCUUUGAAACGACUAUAACAUUUUCAGGAGAGAAAACGAUCUGCAAGGAGAUUCAUGUUAUUCCGGCAGUGAAAGAGAUCUGCUUGAUUUUCACUAAAAUCAACCUGGAACAAAUGUCUGGAUGUGUAUCUGUAUCUUUUAAAACAAAGCUAGCUCCUCUGAAGUUUAAGAUUGGUUGCUUCAAGAUACCACACAGCGAGAACCAGGUAACCGGAAAUGAUGAGUUCCGCCAAGGGAAUCAGAACGAGGCUAUUGGUGACGUACACGCUGUUGGGCAAGCGCUGAAGUUCCUGCGGCUCAAAAAAUAUUCCUAAAUUGUUGAUGAAAAAUAAUGUGACUAGUAUGUGCUUAAUUACUGAUGCUGUCUACCGUCAUUUAAAUAAUAUGCGAUUACAGGCCACUUCGUUAGAGCAUAAAGAAGUCAUUGUUGCAGCUAAUUUGUUUAAUUUUCGUUGCAUGAAAUUCCAAUGUUCAGUAUAACAUUUUUUUUGCAAAAAACUUUUGAAUGAAUUAUAUUAAAUAUGAUUAUAUCUAUGUUUAGCCUGGCUCCAAGGCUGCAUGCCAGGUUAUUUUUAAUAAAUAAUGCAAACAUUUAUAAAGUAAAUCUAAAGCCUCUAAAAUAGCAUAUUUUACUAAAAAUUAUGUACUAAACAAUACCUAUUUUCGGAGCCAGGGUGAAAUAAAAAUGUUAAUAUAGAAUUAACCUGCUGCAGUUAUUUCCACUGCAAAUGAAGAAAACUUAUAUAUCAACAUUCAUAGGCCGGGAUCCAGUCUUAUGUAUGUUGUAAGUUCUGAGUAACUUAUUAAAUUGUUUUAGCACGCCAAACGUUAAACGUCAUGACGUCACCGACAACAUUGCAUAAUUCAAAUGCGGUCACAACAUUAUUUUAUUAUUUUUGCUCUGAAGAAGGCUUAAAGCCGAAAUAAUCUUAGAAAAACAUAGUAAAACUGUGUUAAAAUAUUUAAUCGUAUUUUGUAACGUUUGAUCUUUUAUUUUGGUCAUUUCUGCCAAGUAUUUGUAAAAAUAUAGAAAGCCGAUGAAAAAAAGAAGGAAAACAUUUUUUUUUAUUACACGAAGCAAAGUCUACAAAGUUUUUUCAUUGAUGAUUGUAAAUUUAAACAGUCAUAAUUUCCUUGUUUCUGUGAUGUUUUCAUAACUCAUGUAGAAUAAACUUCCGUCACUUAACAGAUAUAGAUGAUGGUAUUGCUGUUAAGGGAGAAUUAAUAAAUAUACAUAUAUCAUU
This is a messenger RNA of Mercenaria mercenaria, 1689 nucleotides long. RefSeq lists its product as uncharacterized. NCBI's taxonomy places the organism in Eukaryota, Metazoa, Mollusca, Bivalvia, Venerida, Veneridae. The coding region runs from base 139 to 759 and encodes 206 amino acids. The record is from RefSeq and is a predicted model, not a curated record. The transcript has 5 exons.